Gamsiella multidivaricata is the source of this 651-nucleotide messenger RNA. RefSeq lists its product as uncharacterized. The record is from RefSeq and is a predicted model, not a curated record. Bases 1 to 651 code for a protein of 216 amino acids. Lineage: Eukaryota; Fungi; Mortierellomycota; Mortierellomycetes; Mortierellales; Mortierellaceae. The transcript has a single exon.
AUGACAGCAAGCGUCGGCGAGCGCUCUCAAGAAUCCUCCCACGCAAUCGCUGUUGCACCUUUGUCCCGAUUUCAGGACAAAUCGGGUACAAUUGAAGAGGAGGAAGUGAAGGGUGUGGAUAUGAAGGACACAAAUGCGGCUCCAGAACUUCAGAUCGUUGAUAACAUCAAGAGGGACGAGUCUUCUUCAUCUCGAGAGCCAUCGCCAUUGCCACCGCCAUCGACUCCAGGUCUGAAUGUGCAGCAAAUCAGCAAUAAGUACUAUGUCAUCCCAGUGCAACCCAGUGCAGCCCAGAAAGCAAGACCGUACGCGCCAUGGAGCCAAGCGUCUGGCCUCUCGAAUGCUUCGGCGGUGAGCCAGGGCCAGGACCAAGGCCAACAAGGUAUCGUUUUGGUUAUGAUCCAACUCCGACAAAGGAAGGAAAACACCUUCAUCAUGAUGACCGUGCGCAGAACAGGAAGGAAGGUUCGACGGGUAACAAUGUAUCAUUGCCGCAUGCUUAUCUUGACACUGGGAGAGACUAAUACCAGCGACGCCAAGGGAUGCACGGAUGCUGGUGGAACUGGAAGCGAUAACAGCAGCGGUGAUAACACAGUCGUAAACAAUAACAACAAUAUCAACAUGAUACUAGCAAUCACAACAACACACUAG